GUUAAUUUGGCGGCCUAGCUUCAUCUUGCUGGCCUGUCCGGACUCGUCUGAACGGUCUCCUGCUUUCUGGCCCACCUCGGACUUCUGAGAUCCCAAUGACCUAGGCUAUGCCGACGUAACGUCCUGCAACCCCCAACUGAAAUGCAUUGUUGUCCCUGAUUAAUCCUUAUUACUAUGUCCCUUUUCUUCGUGUACGUGCCUAUUCUGCCGAUGCUUUCCUUUAUUACUUAGACCUAAAUUCUACGGUUCUCACACUUUGAGCCGAUAUUCUAAUCACAUCUCAAUUGUCUCUUUGCUUCUGACUCUGUGACCUGAAUAACCACGGAUGGGCAGACUUAUCCGUCUGCUCACAUAACCCUAUGUUUAUCGUUGGCUUUUCGACCUCUUCUGAAGAGUAUUUUCCUUUUCGCACUCUAUUUGCAUUAAUUUUUCAAUUAGACGUAACUCUCUUCGGACCUGGCUCUAACCUAUCCUCGGUUGACCAGUCUCAUUCUUCUCACUGCUCCCUGACAUCCGAGACGUUAUCACUUAAGGCUCUACAUUCCAAACACUCUGUUCCCUUCAUCUCCAGACCUUUCCUUGGCAUGCUAAAUGGCUCAUCAUAUAGUCACUUUCGUCCCGAAAGCUCCUUUCUUAUGACACUCACCUCUGCUAUCCACAAGUUAAUUUGGCGGCCUAGCUUCAUCAUGCUGGCCUAUCCGGACUCGUCUGAACGGUCUCCUGCUUUGUGACCCACCUCAGACUUCCGAGAUCUCAAUGGCCUAGGCUCUGCCG
Messenger RNA from Dicrocoelium dendriticum, 774 nucleotides. The record is from the annotation of a GenBank genome assembly. NCBI's taxonomy places the organism in Eukaryota, Metazoa, Platyhelminthes, Trematoda, Plagiorchiida, Dicrocoeliidae.